This is a messenger RNA of Etheostoma cragini (Arkansas darter), 3375 nucleotides long. It is a transcript of the gene gtf3c2, whose product is annotated as general transcription factor IIIC, polypeptide 2, beta. The coding region runs from base 395 to 3307 and encodes 970 amino acids. Gene Ontology annotation, cellular component: transcription factor TFIIIC complex. Gene Ontology annotation, biological process: transcription by RNA polymerase III. The transcript has 19 exons. NCBI's taxonomy places the organism in Eukaryota, Metazoa, Chordata, Actinopteri, Perciformes, Percidae. Gene Ontology annotation, molecular function: protein binding. The record is from RefSeq and is a predicted model, not a curated record.
GUUCCCUGUUCCGCUGCUAGGGGGCGGUGUGGGUCACCAUGCUGAUACAGUAAUAUGGCGGUCUGAUGUAAGCAUAAUGCGAGUUUUAGCCUCAGUUAAAACAACGCGGGUGAGGUUUAUAUUUCGCCGUUCAACAAAGAAUAACGGCCGGUUUUAUAUUUCCGGUAUGUCUCUGCGGCUCCGGUGAUCUUCCACGGUGUCCUACCCGGUAGCGGAGUUUGGGAUUCGAUCCCGAGUGGCCAGGUUCUAGCUUCCCGGAUUCGGUACGAGGCUUUUCAGCCUUCGCCACCGAGGCAGAAGCCUCAUAUUCAUGCAGGCAGCAAAGUCAAAGUGAGAAGAAACUUGCUCCAUACGUGAGAAGGCAUCUGACACCUGUACAAGCAACCCGGGGCCAAUGGAUCCCAUUGACUCCCAACAAGGGCCGGAGAAGUUGUCGGAGCAGUGUUUCAAUUUAUCACUCAGCUCUAAAGGACGGCAACGGAAGAUUAAUCCAAAAUAUUCCGAUUAUGAAACUGAUGGCAUGUAUGGGGGCAAAGAUGGGCAAAAACAACGGAGAAAGAGCCCAGAAGCAGCUUCUAAAAAGACUCCGGCAAAGAGGGGCAAAGCUAAGAAUGCCUCACACCAGACAGAAGAUGGGGAAAAAGAAGCAGCAUUCGAAACGCCUCAAGAGUCUGAAGGCAAAACCUCAGAGGAAACUCCUGAAAAGGCCGUGAGAGCCAGGAAGACCCCGACAAAAAAGACUCCAGCCCGGAAGACCCCCACAAAAAAGACUCCAGUCAGGAAGACCCCCACAAAAAAGACUCCAGCCAGGAAGACCCCGACAAAAAAGACUCCAGCCAAAAAAACUCCUACCACCGAUGGGGGACUCGCAACUGGGGAGGGUGGCAUUGUAGACGCCGUGCAGCAGGAAAACGGGACACCAAAGCCAAAGAGAAAGUACGUGAGGAAGCAGCCGGCACCGGAACCAGUUCCAGAACCACCAUGUCAGGAGGCCCAAGAGGAACCGGAGGAGACCACGCCGAGUGGCCGCCACAGAAGAGGAGCUGCUAAAGCGGCAUUGAAGUACCUUCACAUUUUUGCAAAAGAAGCGCUGAGUCAUCCCAAUGAUGAGUCAGGUUCCCAGGCCGAAGACACCGAUGACGUCACUCGCAAACACUCGCUCAAAGAUCAGAAGGGACGCAAAGGCCGAAAGAGGAAACGUCCUGCCUCUGACUCCGAUGCUGCAGAAGAUGAGGACUUCGUUCCAGGUGUUGAAGAAGAUGAGGACGUUGAAGAAGAAGAAGAAGAAGAGGAAGAAGCAGGGGACUCAGAUUCAGAUUCAGAUUCAGAUUUGGGGACAGGUGGAAGAAGUCCAGGAACUUUCCACGUCAACAGACAGGGAGGCUCGAAAAAGAAAGCCGCCAACGGCCUGGUCGCCAGCGCCAUGAAUGUAGUUUGCAAAUCCACUGACACGACCAAGAAGUUCCGAGAGGAGCACUACAGCAGCUGGGUGUUCCCAGAGUGGGUCCCCUCCAGCAGUCACUGGCACCCUGUACCACAAAGCAAAAUCCUUUAUUUGUUCCAAGUUUUAAAAGCCUUUCUAUUGGUGACCAGGUUCACAGCAGUGCCUUCUCACCCGGAUCGCUGGGACAUGUUGCUGUAUGCAGGUGGGCCGGUCUGGGCCAUGGAGUGGUGUCCUACACCUGACGGUGCUCCCGCAACCCAGUACCUCGCUCUGGGCUGCCAUCGAGGGAUGGACGACCAGCACUAUGUCAACAAGAUGUACUCCGGACCUGGACUCAUUCAGCUGUGGGACCUGGGCAUGCUGGAGUACAACAGCAGACCGGACUCCCAGCCAGCCUUUGCCUACGGCUUGGCCCAGGACAAAGGCUUCAUCUGGCAGCUGAAGUGGUGUCCUGCUGGAGGCUGGGAGCUUCCCAGCUGUGGCAGAAAGGCUCCUUUCCUUCCCCGAGUGGGUCUUCUGGCAGUUGCCACCUCCACCGGUGUGGUCACCAUUUACAGCCUGCCCCACCCUGACGCUCUGCACUCCAACAGGAAGCAAGCCCACUCUGGAAAAGCCAGCGAACAGUUGCCGAUAUACCAGGCACGAGGAGUGUUAACACUGAAGCUGGGCUCCUUCAAAGCCCCUCGCCAUCAGAGGAGUGGACAAGUCCUGUCUAUGGAUUGGUUGCCUCAGAAACCACACAAUAUAAUGGCUAUUGGAUUUUAUGAUGGUGUAGUGGGCCUUUGGGAUCUGUCCACCAAGUCUUCGCUGUUGCGGGUGCGAGAGCCAGGCGAGUCCCUCAGCCUGCUGCCCUAUCGCUGCCUCCUGGCUCACGACCACGCCGUCCGGGCCCUGGCCUUCUGUCCCGCCUCCAGAUACCUGUUGGUGACAGCCGGAGAAGACCGCUAUGUGAAGACAUGGGAUCUGAGGAGGCUCCAUGAUCCCAUCACCGUGCAGAAACGCUAUCUAACCAAUGAGAUCUACUGGCCCCUGAAUGGACCUGGCCUCCUUUUGGCCCAGGAGAACGCCUAUGUACCGUAUGCUUCACAAGGAGUGCAUUACUUUGACCAUAGCAUGCGCACCUUCUUCGCAAUUCCUCGGACAGGCACUGUGUGGUCCUUGUCUUUCACUGACUGGAUGAACAGUGUGGUGACAGCAGACAGCUUUGGUGAGGUGAUCUUCUCCCUCUUACCUCAGAUAUGCUUCACUCCUCAAUACCUCAAACGCACAAUAGAGAGACGUUUUCCUGUCUACAUUACAACUCUGCUGCCUCACGGUACAAACGAAGAAGAGAAUCCAGAGACGGGAGGAGUGGAGGACGGACAUGCUGCUGAAGAGAAGGAAGGAGGAGAGACAGAAGGACCGGAUGCUGAAUCGGAAGAAGGGAGUGAACAUGAAAAUGGAAAUGGAGAAGGAGAAGAAAGAGUAAGAAGGGAUAAAGGUCUCCCUCUGCCGUUGCAGACGUACAAAGAGGCUGUGAAGAGAUACUGCCUCCUCCAUACAGACUUUAAUAUGAGGACCUUCAAAGAAAGCGAGAAGCAAGCUGUGUGGAAACACAUGAAAGACACUGAGGUGAAGAGAAAGCUGAACCUGGAUGACUUGCCAAUAGCUGCACUACACAAGGUGCGUUUCAACCCAAACAUGUGCUGCCACACCUGGGUGGUGUCCGCGGGCCAGACGGGGCUGGUCAGACUAAACUGUCUGAGGACUAUGAUCACCGCUCACGCCAAGGAGAUAAUAGGCGAGAACCAGGCCCAGUUCAACGCACUGUACUCUCCGAAAGAGCCGAAGGAGGCCAGCCAAACUGGGACAGACGAGCUAUAGCAAGAGUUCAGAAUCACAAGGUGGAUCACAGACACACAAAGCCUGCAAAAAGUCUUUUUAAGAAUCAU